AUGGCCACGUUCAACCGGUUCACGCACUGGCUCAAGUCGCCCGAGGGGCGCCAGUACUUCUUCAGCACCCACUUCUGGGGACCCGUGGCUAACUGGGGUCUCCCGCUGGCCGCCAUUGCCGACGUCAUCAACAAGGAUGAGGAGGUCAUCUCGGGCGUCAUGAGCCCCACCCUUGCUGCCUACUCGGGCAUCUUCAUGCGCUUCGCAUGGCAGGUCCAGCCACGCAACUACCUCCUUUUCGCUUGUCACAUGACCAACUCGGCAGCGCAAUCGGUGCAGUGUGUCCGCUGGUUCAACUACUGGUACAUGGGCGGUCGUGAGCGCAAGCGCCCCGAGCUUGUGGCAGCCGACGCGGCCGCAGCUGCGGCCGAGAAGGUCCAGGAUGCGGCCAAGAACCUGCAGGAGGCAGCAGUCGACCACGCCGCCGCCGUUCGCGACAUUUCCCUCCCUGCCGCUCAGGCCAACCUGGAGAAGGCAAGGGAGGCUGUUGUCGACCUCGUCAAGAAGGAGGGCGGCAAGUAA
This is a messenger RNA of Cutaneotrichosporon cavernicola, 522 nucleotides long. RefSeq lists its product as uncharacterized. The coding region runs from base 1 to 522 and encodes 173 amino acids. Gene Ontology annotation, cellular component: mitochondrial inner membrane. Lineage: Eukaryota; Fungi; Basidiomycota; Tremellomycetes; Trichosporonales; Trichosporonaceae. The record is from RefSeq and is a predicted model, not a curated record. Gene Ontology annotation, biological process: pyruvate import into mitochondria. The transcript is spliced from 5 exons.